This is a messenger RNA of Oldenlandia corymbosa var. corymbosa, 1896 nucleotides long. The record is from the annotation of a GenBank genome assembly. NCBI's taxonomy places the organism in Eukaryota, Viridiplantae, Streptophyta, Magnoliopsida, Gentianales, Rubiaceae.
CAUAUUCAUUCAAUGCUACCAUGGGAAAGUCCUUCAAGACAAGGAAAGAUUUGAGUCUUUUCUAGCUCCAAUUUGUUUUCCAUCACCCUCCUUUUUUUUUGACUCCUUGCUGCAGCUUCCUGAACCUUCCCAUAAGCUUUCUCAAUCUCUUAAUGAGAUUUUAACGCUAUAUUGUUGAUCAGGAGCAAACUUUGGCCAAUUUCCAGUCUUUGUCACAAUGGCAGGAAUCGCACAAGAAGAUGGAACACAAUCUAUAGGUUCAUCACCACUCCAUUUCUUGUCUAUGAUGUCUCUUUCACCUAACAUGGGUUCACCUUAUGCCCUGUUAAAAGAAAUGAAAUCUGAUGAAAGGGGCAUGUGGCUGUUCAAUUUCCUCAUAGCCUGCGCCAGAUGUGUUGCAGCCGGAAGCCUUGAGAAUGCCAGUAACGGACUUGAGCAGAUUUCGCUUCUUGCAUCGCCGGACGGCGACAUAGUUCAGAGAAUUGUGGCAUAUUUCACUGAGGCUCUGGCUGACAGGGUUCUAAAGGGCUGGAAGCCUGGAUUGCAUAAAGCACUCAAUUCUACCAAGAUAACUUCUGCUGCUGAGGUACUUCUUGCAGAAAAACUCUUCUUUGAGUACUGUCCUUUUUUGAGGUUAGCUUAUGUGGUCACAAAUCAAGCCAUUCUUGAAGCCAUGGAACGGGAAAAGGUUGUUCACAUUAUUGAUCUUCAUUGUUUUGAACCUGCGCAAUGGAUUAAUCUCCUUCAAGAACUGAAAGUUAGAAGGGAAGGGCCUCCCCAUUUAAGAAUUACUGGAAUUCAUGAUCAAAAAGAGGUCUUAGAUCAGAUGGCUUUUAGAUUGAAUGAAGCUGCUGAGAAAUUGGAUAUCCCUUUUCAGUUUAAUCCCAUUGUUAGCAAGUUACAGAAUCUUGACAUUGGUAGUUUAAGAGUUAAGUCAGGAGAAGCUGUUGCAAUUAGCUCUGUGCUUCAACUGCAUUCACUGCUGGCUUAUGAUGAUGAUAUAAUCCGGAAGAACUCGCCAUCUGUUGGGACUAAUUCGAGCUCUUCUCAUUUAUCCAAGAUGUUUCACAUGAAUCCGCAAACUUUAGGUGAUUUUCUAGAGCGCGAUGUCACGAAUCUUUUUGGGGGCAGUCCUGAUUCGCAGUCGUCCUCCCCUGUAUCUGUGGCUUCAUCUCAAAAAACUUUGAGCUUUCUCAAUGGCUUGUGGUCUCUUUCUCCGAAACUAAUGGUGGUGACUGAGCAUGAAUCGGAUCACAAUGGAUGUAGUCUGAUGGAUAGGGUCAAUGAAGCACUAAAAUUCUACGCGGCCCUCUUUGAUUGCUUGGAAAACACGCUCCCUAGGGCGCCAUUCGAGCGCCAAAAGAUCGAGAAGCUGUUGUUCGGGGAAGAGAUCAAGAACAUUAUAGCAUGUGAAGGGCUGGAAAGAAAAGCGAGACACGAGAAGCUCGAGAAAUGGAUUCCAAGGCUUGAGUUCACAGGUUUUGGUAGGGUUCAUUUAAGCUUCAAUGGAAUGAGACAGGCAAUGCGAGUUCUCCAUAGUUGUAACUAUGAUGGCUUCGAGAUAAAAGAAGAUAAUGGCUGUUUCAUGAUUUGUUGGCAUGAUUACCCUCUUUUCUCUGUUUCAGCAUGGAGAUUUAAGAGGUACUAGUGAUGUUGAGAAUAAUGCAAUGUUGCCAUCUUUCACUGUAUUCUGCGACAAGAAAAUAGAAAGUUGCAAUGAACUCAUCAGCUGUUUCAUACUUUUAUUAGUUACAAUAGCCUUUUACUGCGAAAGGAAACUUGUAGGAUCAAACCAAAUGAACCAAAAUUUGGAACUAACAGCUUGUUUAAUUCAGUGAUGAUUUACUGCACGAUCUCUUGCUUGAGUACAGAGCAACCAUGGUUAUUUAUACUAUG